This is a messenger RNA of Gossypium arboreum, 995 nucleotides long. Its product is annotated as protein phosphatase inhibitor 2-like. The record is from RefSeq and is a predicted model, not a curated record. Gene Ontology annotation, molecular function: protein phosphatase inhibitor activity. Gene Ontology annotation, biological process: regulation of signal transduction. NCBI's taxonomy places the organism in Eukaryota, Viridiplantae, Streptophyta, Magnoliopsida, Malvales, Malvaceae. The transcript has 5 exons. The coding region runs from base 234 to 746 and encodes 170 amino acids.
AAAAUAUUUUAUUUUUCCUAUUUCUGAUAUCAUAGGUAUGAUAUGUAUCUUUUCGUGGAGGUCGGUUAAUGGUAAGCGAAAAACACGAAGGGCAAAAAUGAGGAAAAUGAUUUUUGAAGCGGACAAACUGAGCUCUCAGGGUAGACAUUUUCGCGGAACUUUGAUCGUCAAGAGGAGAGGAGCGAUCGAAAGGAGUAUUUGGAGCUUGUUGUUGGCACUCAGUGGUUUUCCAGAUGAAUAGGCGUGUAAGAUGGAAUGAGGAGAAUUUGUUAGAAAUUGAAGCAAACAAACCUGUAAGGAAGAAAAUAAUUGAACCCAAGACACCGUACCAUCCCAUGAUUGAUGAUGAUGAUGGGUCUUUGUCUCCUGUAGGGCAUGGUUUCAAUGAUUGUAUCGCUGAUGCUAUGGAUGCAGAGGAGUUGCGAUCUGCUUUGAAGGAUGUGGCUUCCUCGAGCAAAAAAACAAUUGGGCAGUCUAGUGGUUGGACAUCUUCUGAUGAUGAUGAUGAUCCUAUGGAAGAAGAUGGGAGUGGUAUGAGUUUUAAGGAGCAUAGAAAAGCACAUUAUAAUGAGUUUUUGAAGGUAAAGGAACUACGACAAAAAGGCUCCUUCCUUGAGGAUGAAGGUGAUGAUGUGGGGGGUGAUUCGUCUUCAUCAUUAAGGUCUAGUGCCAAAGGGAAAGAAAAAGAUGAAGGCAGUGCAACUUUGCCUCAAAGAUCUUCUGCAGGACCAGCUAAUGGAUUGUAGAAGUCAUCUGUACUAUGUCUGAGAUGUUCAGGCCGACUCUUUUGACAUCCUUUUUGUAGUAGUUUGAUGCUAUUUUGGUGCCAAAGAAAAAGAAACUAUAGGUUAUGUAUUUUUUAUCCCUUUUUGACUUAAAAAUUGUACAUCAUAUUCCCUAGUUUGGCAUGUUUGUAUUGAGUAUUGUGUUACCUCCUAACAUUUUUAUGUUGUUAUUUACUGUGAAGAAAAAGGUUCUGUUAACUACAAGCAAAA